Molecule: messenger RNA, 1420 nt
Organism: Cloeon dipterum
Lineage: Eukaryota; Metazoa; Arthropoda; Insecta; Ephemeroptera; Baetidae
Gene: Mettl14
Product: methyltransferase like 14
Exons: 6
Coding region: 98-1306 (402 amino acids)
Cellular component (GO): nucleus; RNA N6-methyladenosine methyltransferase complex
Molecular function (GO): mRNA binding
Source: RefSeq, a predicted model, not a curated record
GAUUUAAAAUCACUUCUUACUACACUCACCAAUGUAAACAGGUCCACCGACUCAAAUUUUACAGUCCAUUUAUAUCUCAUUGUUAAAAUUAAAUAUAAUGAGUGAGAGAUUGAAAGAGUUGCGGGAGCGCUCCCGCAAAAGGAAGGAAUUAUUAGCCCGGACGUUUGGAGUUGGCAGCGUGCAAGAAUUGAGCCGGGUGCUCGGAACCGCGGAGGAAGUGCCGAGCAAAAAAGCGCAAUCAGACGACAGUUUAUAUGAGAAAGCCAAGGAAAAAGAGCUUGAGGGCAAGGAAGAAAGUGACGAUGCUGACAACCUUGUUUACACCGACUCUUCGACUUUCCUGAAAGGGACACAGUCGUCCAAUCCACACAACGACUACUGUCAGCAUUUUGUUGACACUGGCCAGCGGCCACAGAAUUUCAUUCGGGACGUUGGCCUUGCCGAUAGAUUCGAGGAGUACCCUAAGCUUAGGGAGCUCAUCAAAUUAAAAGAUGACUUGAUUGCCAAAACAGCAACUCCACCCAUGUACUUGAAAUGUGACUUACAUUCUUACGACCUGAAAAAUCUAAAAAGCAAAUUCGACGUCAUACUCGUUGAGCCACCCUUAGAGGAAUACCAGCGGACUAUGGGAGUUACGAACAUGGAGUUUUGGCCAUGGGAGCAGAUUAUGGAACUUGACAUUGGAGAGGUCGCGGCGCCGCGAAGCUUCAUUUUCUUGUGGUGCGGCUCUUCUGACGGACUCGACCUCGGUCGCUACUGCUUGCGCAAAUGGGGCUUCCGCAGGUGCGAAGACAUCUGCUGGAUAAAGACAAACGGCAACAACCCUGGCCACUCGAAAAACCUUGACUCUAAAGCAGUGUUUCAGCGCACAAAGGAGCAUUGUUUGAUGGGCAUCAAAGGCACAGUAAGACGAUCAACCGACGGCGAUUUCAUUCACGCCAACGUUGACAUAGAUCUCAUUAUAUCUGAAGAGCCAGAGUAUGGAUGUUUGGACAAACCAGUGGAAAUUUUUCACAUCAUUGAACACUUUUGUCUAGGCAGACGAAGACUGCACGUGUUUGGACGAGACAGCACGAUCCGGCCCGGCUGGUUGACCAUCGGUCCAGCGCUGACAAACAGCAACUUCAAUGCUGACCAGUACUCUGGCUACUUCAGCAACGGGCAGUUGACUACCGGAUGCACCGAACGCAUAGAGGCGCUGCGGCCUAAGUCGCCGCCUCCGAAGGGCAAAGGGCCGCCCGGCUCCAGGGGAAGGGGUGGUGCCUCCAGAGGUGGAUUCAAUCGCGGCCGGGGAAGGGCCAGAUAGGCGUAGCUUACAACCGACAGCACUCUCCUUAUUUUUUAUAGAUUUUAACUCUUUAUUCGUAUAAUAUUCUCGCUACGUUAAACAGUUGUCAAAUAAAUUAUAACAUCUGCAAGA